This is a messenger RNA of Clarias gariepinus (North African catfish), 988 nucleotides long. RefSeq names its product cytidine deaminase b (gene cdab). The transcript is spliced from 4 exons. Lineage: Eukaryota; Metazoa; Chordata; Actinopteri; Siluriformes; Clariidae. Gene Ontology annotation, molecular function: zinc ion binding; cytidine deaminase activity. Bases 56 to 520 code for a protein of 154 amino acids. Gene Ontology annotation, cellular component: cytosol. The record is from RefSeq and is a predicted model, not a curated record.
CAGUUUCGCAUACACACACCACACACACACACACACACAAAGGCCAUAAAGACAAAUGGGCGACCUGAACAGGAGACAUGAACUGCUACAUGGGCUGACCCCAGGCUUGAUCCGGCAGUCUCUGGAGGCUAAAGAAUUUGCAUACUGUCCCUACAGCAGGUUCAGAGUUGGGGCUGCACUUCUGGCACAUGACGGUAAAGUGUUCACAGGAUGCAAUAUUGAAAACGCCUGUUAUAACCUGGGCAUCUGCGCAGAGAGGACUGCCAUAUCGAAGGCCGUAUCAGAAGGAUACAGAGAUUUCAAAGCCAUUGCAAUAUCCAGUGAUUUGUGCGAACAGUUCAUCUCCCCCUGUGGAGGGUGUAGGCAAUUCAUGAGGGAAUUUGGUGGCAGCUGGGUGGUGUACUUGUCCAAACCGGAUGGUUCCUAUGUGGAGAUGACAGUCGAAGAACUGCUGCCUGAGUCUUUCGGACCAGAGGAUCUGAAGAUGAAGAGGGUGCACGCUAUUCCAAAUGAAUUUUAAAACAAUUUGGGGUGGUUAUAGCAACAUCCUGCAGAAAUCUUUUUAUCAAAAUAUCAAUUGGUAUAGAAUAUAAUUCAAGAAUCUAAUGCUCAAGGGCUAUGGAGAGGAGGGUUCUUCUGGGAUUUAGGAAUUAGGAGAAGUCUGUCACAUACUGUAUGGAUUGAAGGAUAUUUGUAUUAAGAGUAUUAAAAGUCUCUCGGAAAGGUUUCAUUAAUAAGACCCUAAUAAAAACAUGAGCUAUUGGAAAAAAAGGCUUUUUUCAGUGAGUGACACGUUUACAGUAUAUACAUGUGAAUCAUUAAUGAAUUUACUAGACUUCAUCCUAGACACAAUAAACAGUUGUCCCUCUUUUUUUGUAAUACUGCUGAAUAAAGGUUUAUUAUUUUGGUGCUCAUUUGUAUUAUUAAUUUUAACUUUAUAAGUUGUAAAUACACAUUUGUGUACACUUUUAGACUGUAUUUAAAAUAU